Ectocarpus sp. CCAP 1310/34 is the source of this 3215-nucleotide messenger RNA. The record is from the annotation of a GenBank genome assembly. Lineage: Eukaryota; Phaeophyceae; Ectocarpales; Ectocarpaceae.
GUGUGUGUGCAGUCUGCCGGGCCCUGCGCUUCGGAUUAUUUCGCAGUGAGUGGUACUGCUGCGCCUUGGUGGCACAGAGCGACGCCACUAUAUUCUAUCGCCCCCCGCUUACAUUCCGAAGACCACCCAAUAAUCGAGAAUCCGGUCAUCCACGCUGCAACCGCCAUGAAAGGAUUUCUUCUUGGACAAGCCAUCGCCCUUCUCCAUGUCUCGGGGGGUAGUGUUGCUUUAGCCUCCGGAAAAGAGUACGGCAAUAAUGAAACGGGAUUCGGCGCCGUGCGUCCGCGAUGCAUUUCUCUCCGCAGCGGAUGCGUACAAAACAACGAGGAGCCGGAAGUGUCCAACGGGGCACGGCCCAGACGAUUGCAGGUCAUUGAUUCCUGUGAACUUUGGGAGUGCGGUGCGGGGUACGCCAACAUCACGGGGGAAUGUCUCAACAUAUCUGGACGUAGAUUGUUUUCAGAUGACAGAACCGAUGACGACUUUCUGAGCGACGAUGAGUACACCGUGGACGACGAUGACUACACAUCCGAAAUCCCUUCCUGCAGUCAGGCGGUUUGCUGUGAACGUGUGAACACUCCAGGGCCAAUCCCUGAACCAACUGCCCCGACUCCAUUGCCAACUUCAACUACCCCGACUCCAUCACCAACUCCAACGCCAAGCUCAACGCUACCCCAAGCGCCAACUCCUGCUCUAACUCCUGUGCCAACUCCUGCGCCAACUCCUUCAUCCGCCCGCACGUGCAGCAAUGGCCUCGAAGGCAUCGAUGCGAACGGCGUGGUAUGCUGUCCGCUGGCAUGUGGUCAGUGCGGAGGGACGGGGUGCAACACGUCUGGAGCUGCGUUCGGUCUUGACGGUAGUUCGUGCUGCGGGGGAGGGGUGAAGGCUAGCGACGAAUACUGCGACGAGACCAACGAAGCCCCCUGCAUCAUCGGAAGCCGCCCCACACCCAGCCCCACGUCCGCGAACACGUGCAGCAACGGCCUUGAAGGCAUAGACGGGAACGGAGUGGUAUGCUGUCCGCUGGGCUGUGGGCAAUGCGGAGGGACGGGAUGCAACACGUCUGGAGCUGCGGCCGGUCUUGACGGUAGUUCGUGCUGCGGGGGAUCGAUAAAGGCUAGCGGCAAAUACUGCGACGAGACCAACGACGCCCCGUGCAUAAUUGGAAGCAGCCCUGCACCCAGCCCCACCCCCUCCGAAACUUGUAGCAACGGUGUUGAAGGCAUCGACGGGAACGGCGUGGUAUGUUGUCCGCUGGGUUGUGGCCAGUGCGGAGGGGCGGGAUGCACCACCUCUGGCGCCGCGGCCGGUCUUGGUGCUGACUCCUGCUGCGGGGGAUCGAUAAAGGCUAGCGACGAAUACUGCGACGAGACCAACGAAGCCCCCUGCAUCAUCGGCAGCCGCCCAACGUCGGGUUCCAUUUGAUGCACGCUUGCAUUCCUGGAGAGUGGACGCCGGGGCGUCGUGGAACAGCGUGUGGCCGCACAGUGGCGACAUGUGCAACCAAGCCGUGUACCCGCGUGAAGGGGGCAGACGAAAGAUGGUGCUCAGAGAGUUUUCCACGUUUGUCUGCAUUUUGGCUUUGAUGCGGUCCUGAUGCCUGACCUCCUGCAGAGUCAGCCGCGCUCGCUAAUUCUUAGGUUUCCGUCCAGAAAACGUCACGGACGUGUCUUUUUUAGACGGCCUAUACGCGGUACGCAUUCGUCCGCCGCCUUGCAGCGCACGUCCAGCCUCCCGCGCAUGCAGCUAUGCGCUUAGACAUGGCCAAAAGAAUGUGCGAAUAUUAACAACGUUUCCGACUUUUUGUGGCAGAGAGUUCACGUAAGUAACUUUGUUGGCCCUUGCCGGCUCCCAUACGCUUGACGUAUCAUGUCCACCCUAGGUUGUUGACAUUGUGACGGAAUAUUGUCAUGAUUGAUUGUGUUCUCGAUCGUCCGUGUAAAUAAAACACUGGAGGGUCCUCAGCAGCACGAAGCCGAGUUCUCUAUCGUUCAUUCCUGGAAUAUUGGUUGAGCUGCCACCUUGUAUUGUACACGAAGGGCGAUCGGCCAAUGGCUAUCGGGAUGGGCGGGACCACGGGUGGGUGCUUGCACCGCGUUCCGCGGGCCGCUCUGUGGACGGCGUGCGAAUGGUCACGACUGAUGGGCUGGCAUGUUGGCUCCAAAAACAUAACACCGCCGUGUAGUAAGUGAUGAUCUUGCUCGCGAUGGCAAUGUUGAUUCACAAGUUUGUGACAGGAGCUGGUGUGAAUUAUUGAGUACGACGUGUCCAAACGUCGCAUCUAUGCACACUAAUCUUAGUCGUUUCCACUGACCACUGCCGAAGUAUGAGCAACGAGGAACAUGUGACACAAUUUUGGUCGUCUGUGAAGUCGGCCUUGUUCCAGUCCAAAGCAGAAGUGUGUUAUUCGUUGGACGCCGGUAGUUUUUUUCUUUAGUUUUACCUUUGCUUGUUUUGGUAGAUGCCCUCAGCGGUACAGUAGUACGAUCAUUUUGGAGUCAAUCAGUCGGACAAGAGAGGGAGACAGACAGAUACGAAAACAGCAGAGAUGCUGUGUACCACUCCUCGGAGUUAAUAUAUCUGACCGAUGCCAUGCCGAAACAUUUACCCCCCCAAACAGACGCACUUAGUGUUUUGGUAUACCCGUUCCGCAUUGUAUGCUGUGAGAGAGUUGUUUAUACACCAAGGGUCGGCCCGUCAUCUACGUUCAACUAUAUCUUGAUGUAGCGAGGGUGGUGUAGGACUGUGUGCAGCGUGCUUCGGCUGCAGUGUUGUUUGGGUUAGGCCAGAGAACUGCUGUAGUACGUACCUGUCAGCUUACAUCCCAUCGAGUACUUCGUUCACAUGUGUUGCCCCCAUCGAUUAGUGAGGAAUGCGGUGAGGUGAUUCGUUGAGUGAAGAAUAUAUGCGCAUGAAGGCGACAAUAAAUGGAAAACGCCGAUUGUUCUGCAUUUCUAGAGAGAGAGCAAGAGUUCGAUAGAGGGAUGUUCAGCGAUAGGCGUUGAGGAUGGGAGAAGCAAUUGCGUCAAAGACUUCGUUCGGUAUUGCUCAAUUUGAUGGACUUACCCUCCCAGGGAGAAUGGAAUUACGUGUGUGGUGCUUCACGAGUCAACGCAUUAUUCACCUUACCGACGACCUAUUCAUGACCGGGCGCCGUUACCAAAGUGACUGACGAUAUGCUUGGCGGCGUGUCAUGCACUUUCGAAAUAUCAACG